CUCUGCAAUCGGGGCGCGAGGGGACCUUCGUCGUGGGGGACGCGGGCGGAAGGGAUUCGGCCGACAUGAGUUUCAGCUUCCCCUGGCAACACCGCUUCCCUCCCUUCUACACGCUGCAGCCCAAUGCGGACACGCGCCAGAAGCAGCUGUCCGCCUGGUGCUCCCUGGUGCUCGACUACUGCCGAGCAGAGCGCAUCUUCACCAUGGACGUGCUGGAGGUACAAGACAGCGCCCUCUUCCACAACAAGACCAUCCACCGGAAGCUGUCACUUGAGAUGAUUAACAUCAUCAUGGAUGAGCUGAGGAAGAGAGGCAGUGUAGAGUGGCAGGACAAGACCAGGACUCGGUGUCUGAUCAUGUGGAGACGGCCUGAGGAGUGGGGGAAGCUAAUCCACCAGUGGGUGAUGAAGUCUGGGAUGUCGAACACGGUGUGCACGCUCUACGAGCUCACGCACGGGGAAGACACGGCCAGAGAAGAGUUCCACGGGCUGGAUGAGUGGCUGCUUCUGCGAGCGUUGGAGAGCCUGCAGGAAGAGGGACGCGCCGAGGUCAUGUCAAUCGGCGACGGGAAAGGAGUCAAGUUCUUCUGAGUGGAGCUGGGGAGAGCCGGACGGACGGGGUUUAGCGUCUGCGUCUCCCCGUCGUUCGUUACGUGGUGCUGCUGCCGGGUCUCGGGGAUGUCUCCCUCCCUCCCCCCCCCCUCGCCGCUUGCGUAUCUUUUUUUUAGUCGAUCGCUUUUGCUGCUGUCCGAAAUCGGUGGCCGAUGGGUCGUCGGUUUCUCCCGCGGCGCAGCAGGGAGCGGCCCGCUGGUUCGAGGUUUUCUUUUUUUUUUUUAACGUGCGUUCUCAUCUCCAUCGUUGCCGUUGAAUCGCGACGUCCGGUUAUCGGCGGGGGAAGAAUAAUGAAGAUGUCGGCCGCCCGCGACGGCCGUUCCAGCGAUGGCCAAGUCAGCGUUCUUGCAUGGAGAUUUGUCUUAUUAAAACAUUGGGCAAAAACAGCGUUGGCAUUCGUGUAGAAAAGUGGUAUUUCCGUCACGAAACAGGCCGCUGUGUGGAACGCACCUUCACGGCAGCGCCUUGCAGCACGUGCGCGAUAAACCUCAAUCGUCGAGGACACUGACCCUGGAAGGUAACACACGUCUCUUGAGAUAGGUGACGUUCCGAUCGGUGGCGUUUUUCAUCAGCCAUGAAGGUAGCAGUUGACGUCGUGGGCAAUGGCCUUCCGAAGCCACAUGGAGAAGGGCCAUUGCCCGAAACGUCGCCUGUUAUAUUUUUUUUGUUUGCUACGAGGGCAGCGUUAUCGACGGGCGUCUUUGAGUUGUUGUUGUUGUUUGCGCUGCUGCACUCGUGGCAACGGACACAGCACCGCAUAAACAACAACAUUGUGUUUAACGCACACGUGCACUGCUUUUGUCACUCCGCUGCUGCAUGAGGGCCUUCCCAUGCCGUGCGGGUCGUGGGAGUUGUUUGACCAUACUUUGCCACACUGGUUGAAGGCGGAGAGCAUAGUACAUACAGUACAACCAUGGCCAUUAUCCUGGACCGCCCUCUGCCGACAACAGGGAGUUGCAAUAAAAUACUUUCAUUCCG
Molecule: messenger RNA, 1589 nt
Organism: Petromyzon marinus (sea lamprey)
Lineage: Eukaryota; Metazoa; Chordata; Hyperoartia; Petromyzontiformes; Petromyzontidae
Gene: VPS25
Product: vacuolar protein sorting 25 homolog
Biological process (GO): protein transport to vacuole involved in ubiquitin-dependent protein catabolic process via the multivesicular body sorting pathway
Cellular component (GO): ESCRT II complex
Molecular function (GO): structural molecule activity; protein homodimerization activity
Source: RefSeq, a predicted model, not a curated record